AUGACGCGCGCGAAUAACAGCGACGCGAGGGAUUAUCUACCGAGCACCGAGCGCGAGACGAGUGGGACGUUCGCGACGACGACGGAGCCGCCGCCGACGCGACUGGAGCGCGCGUUCGCGGGCGUGGAUCCAUUGGCGACCGCGCUCGGGUCGUUGGCGGUGUGGUUGGCGGUGAGCGGACGCAACGUGAAGCGGCGAGCGAAGAGGUGGGAGCUCCGCGCGCGGCGAGCGGAGGCGGAGAAUCAGGAUCUCGAAUGGAGACUUCGCGUGGCCACGUCGGUGGCGAGCGGGUCGGGUCCUCCAGAACCACCGCGCGCCCCGAAACCGCCGCCGUCGACACCAUCGCCGAGUCAGGCGCCAUCGACACCGUCCACCGUGGACACACGAGAUGUCAUCAUCGAAGGUUUACGCAUGGAGACGGAGGCGCUAAAGGCGGCGCUCGCACAGGCGCGCGCCGAGGCCCAGCGCGUCUCUCGAGACGACGUCCCGUGA
This is a messenger RNA of Ostreococcus tauri, 492 nucleotides long. Its product is annotated as unnamed product. The record is from RefSeq and is a predicted model, not a curated record. The transcript has 2 exons. Lineage: Eukaryota; Viridiplantae; Chlorophyta; Mamiellophyceae; Mamiellales; Bathycoccaceae. The coding region runs from base 1 to 492 and encodes 163 amino acids.